Bombina bombina (fire-bellied toad) is the source of this 5683-nucleotide messenger RNA. RefSeq names its product TAO kinase 1 (gene TAOK1). Gene Ontology annotation, molecular function: ATP binding; protein kinase activity. The transcript has 21 exons. Gene Ontology annotation, biological process: execution phase of apoptosis; protein phosphorylation. Bases 621 to 3626 code for a protein of 1001 amino acids. Lineage: Eukaryota; Metazoa; Chordata; Amphibia; Anura; Bombinatoridae. The record is from RefSeq and is a predicted model, not a curated record.
ACUCGGGAGUUGCCGGGCGCUGGAGACGCUGUGUGUGAAUGCAGCGCAAGGCGGCCACAGGCCGAAGUGAAAAGCAGACAGCUAGCGCAGGUUUCUUAGUAAGUCGCCCACGAUUAUCGGACAGGAGUCUGCGAUUUCGGGUCUUUUUCUGGCCAGUGAAUGUACACAACUGCCUAUUCUUCAUACAGCGCCAUCUCUACCAUUACUGUGCCCACCCUUGGAGGGCAAAAGGCGGAGGCCAGGCUCCCGGUUACCUCAGCAGGCCGCAGUCACCACCACCAGAACUGCCGCCUUCUACUCCUCCUUCUCUCGCAUUUCUCCGCCCCCACACCACCGGGGGCCGGCCUUUGUUUCCGGUGCUCGCUGCCCCUCCCCAGCUUCUAUCUGGAUUUGUGCUAGGCCGACUGGACUGGAUCCUGAGAAAGGAAUCAAGAGCCCCUGAAGGGCAAUCAGCUCUCCAUGCCACAUCUCCACACACGUCAAGACCCACUAAACACUCAAUACCAAACAUUUUCACCCUCUAGUUGUCUAUGUUGAAAAAGCAGCAUUUACACAGAUGAACGAAGAACUGUGGCAGCAGUGCCAGACGAGAUAGUUGGACGGCAGACUGCUCAAGCAGGAUGCCGUCAACCAGUCGAGCUGGAAGCCUGAAGGACCCCGAUAUAGCAGAACUCUUCUUUAGGGAUGAUCCAGAGAAACUCUUCACAGACCUCCGUGAAAUUGGCCAUGGAAGCUUUGGAGCGGUUUAUUUUGCACAUGAUGUGCGGACCAAUGAAGUUGUGGCCAUCAAGAAAAUGUCCUAUAGUGGAAAGCAAUCAAAUGAGAAAUGGCAAGAUAUCAUCAAAGAAGUCAAAUUUCUACAAAGAAUCCAACAUCCUAAUAGUAUAGAAUAUAAAGGCUGCUAUUUGAGGGAGCACACAGCAUGGCUAGUCAUGGAGUAUUGUCUAGGAUCUGCAUCAGAUUUACUAGAAGUACAUAAAAAGCCAUUGCAAGAAAUUGAGAUAGCAGCUAUUACACAUGGGGCACUGCAGGGAUUAGGUUAUUUGCAUUCUCACAACUUGAUACAUAGAGAUAUAAAAGCAGGUAAUAUCCUUCUCACAGAACCAGGCCAAGUGAAACUUGCUGAUUUUGGUUCAGCUUCAAUAGCAUCUCCUGCAAAUUCCUUUGUUGGGACACCAUAUUGGAUGGCCCCUGAAGUUAUCUUAGCAAUGGAUGAAGGGCAGUAUGAUGGAAAAGUGGAUGUGUGGUCUCUUGGUAUAACCUGUAUAGAAUUGGCUGAAAGGAAACCUCCAUUGUUUAAUAUGAAUGCAAUGAGUGCCUUAUAUCACAUAGCGCAGAAUGACUCCCCCUCACUUCAGUCUAAUGAAUGGUCUGACUACUUCCGGAACUUUGUAGAUUCGUGUCUCCAGAAAAUUCCUCAAGACAGACCAACAUCAGAUGAGUUGCUAAAGCACAUGUUUGUUAUGCGUGAAAGACCUGAAACAGUGUUAAUUGACCUGAUACAAAGGACAAAAGAUGCAGUCAGAGAGCUGGAUAAUCUGCAAUACCGUAAAAUGAAGAAGCUGCUUUUUCAAGAAGCUCACAAUGGUCCUGCUGUGGAAACACAAGAGGAGGAAGAGGAUCAAGAACCUGGAGUCGGCAGGACCGGAACAGUAAAUAGCAUAGGUAGUAACCAAUCCAUUCCCAGCAUGUCUAUCAGUGCCAGUAGCCAAAGCAGUAGUGUGAAUAGUCUUCCGGAUGCCUCUGAUGACAAGAGUGAGCUGGAUAUGAUGGAAGGAGACCAUACAGUGAUGUCAAAUAGCUCAGUCAUUCAUUUAAAACCAGAGGAAGACAACUAUCCAGAGGAACCAGAACCUAAAGUGCGGCCAUCAGAACCACAGUCUCCUCCCCAGGUUUCACGUCACAAAUCUCACUAUCGCAACCGUGAACACUUUGCCACCAUACGCACAGCCUCACUUGUGACAAGACAGAUACAGGAGCAUGAGCAAGACUCAGAGCUACGUGAACAGAUGUCUGGUUACAAACGUAUGAGACGCCAACAUCAGAAACAGCUUAUGGCACUGGAGAACAAGCUUAAGGCAGAGAUGGAUGAGCAUCGCCUUCGACUAGAUAAAGAUCUGGAAACGCAACGUAAUAACUUUGCUGCUGAAAUGGAGAAACUGAUUAAAAAACACCAGGCAGCUAUGGAGAAAGAGUUGAAGCUGAUGGCCAAUGAAGAGAAGAAAUUCCAGCAGCAUAUUCAGGCACAGCAGAAAAAAGAAUUAAACAGCUUCUUGGAAUCACAAAAACGAGAAUAUAAACUACGCAAAGAACAGCUAAAAGAGGAGCUAAAUGAAAACCAGAGUACCCCAAAGAAAGAGAAGCAAGAAUGGCUUUCCAAACAGAAGGAAAAUUUCCAGCAUUACCAGGCUGAAGAAGAAGCCAAUCUUCUACGGCGUCAAAGGCAAUACCUAGAGUUAGAAUGCCGCCGCUUCAAGAGACGGAUGCUGCUUGGUAGACACAAUCUUGAGCAGGACCUGGUCAGAGAGGAGCUAAAUAAAAGGCAAACACAGAAGGACCUGGAGCAUGCAAUGCUUCUCCGCCAGCAUGAGUCCAUGCAGGAGUUAGAGUUCCGCCAUCUCAACACCAUACAAAGAAUGCGUUGUGAGUUAAUAAAGCUGCAACACCAAACAGAGCUCACAAACCAGCUGGAAUAUAACAAGAGACGGGAGCGGGAAUUAAGACGCAAGCAUGUGAUGGAGGUCCGGCAGCAGCCAAAGAGUCUCAAGUCUAAAGAGUUACAGAUAAAGAAGCAGUUCCAGGAUACAUGCAAGAUACAAACCCGACAGUAUAAAGCUCUGAGAAAUCACCUCUUGGAAACCACACCAAAGAAUGAACACAAAGCAGUGUUGAAACGACUAAAGGAGGAACAGACACGCAAAUUGGCAAUUUUAGCAGAACAAUAUGACCAUAGCAUUAAUGAGAUGCUAUCAACACAAGCGCUGCGUCUGGAUGAGGCACAGGAGGCAGAGUGCCAGGUUUUGAAAAUGCAGUUGCAGCAGGAGCUGGAGCUACUAAACGCCUAUCAAAGCAAAAUUAAGAUGCAGGCAGACGCCCAACAUGAGCGGGAGUUACGUGAACUGGAACAGAGGGUCUCCCUGCGCAGGGCCCUUCUUGAGCAGAAGAUUGAAGAAGAGAUGUUGGCUUUACAGAAUGAGCGCACUGAGCGUAUAAGAAGCUUACUGGAGCGCCAAGCACGGGAGAUUGAAGCAUUUGAUUCGGAAAGCAUGAGACUAGGUUUUAGCAACAUGAUACUUUCUAAUCUCUCCCCCGAGGCGUUCAGCCACAGCUACCCGGGAGCUUCUGGCUGGUCCCACAAUCCCACUGGAGGCCCUGGACCUCAUUGGGGUCACCCCAUGGGAGGCCCACCUCAAUCCUGGGGACACCCAAUGCAAGGUGGACCUCAACCAUGGGGUCAUCCCUCAGGGUCCGUACAGGGUGUCCCUCGUGGUAGUACGAUGGGGGUCCGCAAUAGCCCCCAGGCUCUGAGGCGGACAGCUUCUGGGGGACGGACAGAGCAGGGAAUGAGCAGGAGCACAAGUGUUACUUCACAAAUAUCCAAUGGUUCACACAUGUCUUACACAUAACUGCAAAGAGAACCCACUGGCCAUUCCUCUGGAUCUUUCAACACAAACUGCCUACAGAUGUCCUCACAGCAGCUUUCUUAUUGGUACUGAAGAGCUGCAGAAAUAAGGCUUCCUACACAUGCUGUAUUUUAAUCAGUUUGUACAGGGUUACAUUGCUGUGUGUUGUAUGACGUAUGAUUGCAUUGGCUGCUGGAAUUAUAUCUGGGGCGAAAUGGGAGGGACAAGGGUUGUAAAGCAUGUAGUUUGUGCUGAGAUUGGCUGUAUUGAUAUUAACAAAUUUUUCUUCAAACACUUAGAGCAGAAAGUGGUACGUUUUCUAUUUCCAACAAUUCACUGCAAUAGGGUUUGUGAUUUCUCAUCAUAAAGUGAAAAAUAAAAGCCCAGGUUAUGUGCAAAUGACAGCCUAUCUGCAUGUCAAAUCUUUAGUCCAGGUGUGUUGUCAUAAUGCAGUGUCAAACAGAUUUGACAGUUACACUUCUCAGUAAUGUUUGUUUAAAUGUAACUAAGCCAAAAUCAAGGUUAGAUGUUCUUAUAACCAGAUGAAGAGCAAAUGCCUGAGGAUUUCUUUAGAUUUUUUUUUUUUAAUGGGCAUUCUAUUGUAAAAAUGAAAUGCUGUAUUUGUCUUGAACAUUUUUGUUUUAUCAAAGUACUUCCUUUACCUUGUCUAUCUACUAUAAUUACCAACUUCAUUUUUUAUCUGGAGCAACACAGCAAUUUUGCAGGAAAUAAAAACACACAGUAAAAGAAGAUACAUUUUUCUAGCAUAAUAGAGCUUUUUUUAUACUGUAAUGUCCCUUUAAUCGCCUAUUUAGUUGUUAUAACAAAGUAUAACAACAUCUUAUCUCAUUCAAAGACACUUACUGCAAAAUACAGAAUUUCUUUUCCUUGUACAGUAGCUUUACAAGCAGUAUUGUGUCUUUGAAGACCGUUUUUUCAUAUAUUUUAAGAAUCCACUGAAUGUCCAAGUUAACUGUUGUAGUUUGGUGCCCAUUAUCACACAGGCUUUAGCACUUGUUAAUGUGCUUCCACAGCAUAAUGGCUCAUGGUAUUUGAGGUAUAAUUUAGUGCACUUUACUUUGUGCUUAGAUACAUUUAAAUGACCUGAUGAGAAGCCGUGACUUUAAAAACACGUAUUCUACAUUGUAGGGCUGCUGAGCUUUCGGGUGACAUUUAUUUGCUGUAUUUCCUUAAGGGAAAUAUAUUUUUGCAAAUCGUUACUUAUAUUCCACUUUCCCUUUUUCUAUACUUUGCAUACAAUAUUUUACACAUUUUCUGGUAUUUACAUAAGACUCACAAUCUACAGGAAAAAAUAAUAGGUUACUUUAAUCACUGGACAGUAUGUUUUUUCUCAGCCCAAAUUAACUCUUAAUUGUGCCACAAUAUUAUAUUUACAUUAUAAGCCAUUAGCUCUAUUGUACCUGCUGCUUAUGCGUGUACAUUGCCUCUUUAAAACUGUAAAAUGUACAUCCUAUUUUUUCCUUUCCAUUAAACCAUUAUUGUCAUUUGGGUAAAGCACAUCUGACACAAAGCAUUAGUAAGAUGGCUAUAUCCAUGUAUGUCUGUAAACAAAUGUCUGCUGACAAGUUUUAGUGAAGAAAGCAGGUUAGAUGUUUUUACUCAUUUUAGUUGUUUUGUUACUGAAAAUAUUUGGCAGAGGUGUUUGCUCUGACCAACUUAAGAAGCUAACAAUUUCAGAUGGACAAGUUAGAAAGUGAAAAUGUGUUAAGGAAUAGAAGCUAUGCUGAGCUGGGCUAUAAUAAUGUCAGAUGCGUUAACAAAUAGUUUAAAGCAGCACUACUUUUCAGUUGAACAAAUACUACUUCAAUUAAAUAGUAAUCUUUGAAGAUUAAAUGGUUGUUAAAUUCAAAACUAAGAACAUCUCCCCUUGUUUGUGUUCAGAGACACAGUAUGGAAAAAAUAUAUACUGCAAGAGUUUUAAAACAAAAAAAUGUAAUAUAUUAAAAUACCGCUUUAAUGUGGCAUAUAUAAAAAAAUGUUUAUUAUCCAUUUAAUGAAAACUUCUUACAUUACAGUCAUAAUAUAAUGUACCAUUUAAA